Messenger RNA from Trichomonas vaginalis G3, 333 nucleotides. Its product is annotated as cell redox homeostasis. The transcript has a single exon. Lineage: Eukaryota; Parabasalia; Trichomonadida; Trichomonadidae. Bases 1 to 333 code for a protein of 110 amino acids. The record is from RefSeq and is a predicted model, not a curated record.
AUGGCCGAAGUCAUUACCUUCAAUGGAUCUAUCCAAGAACUUAAUGAUCUUAUUACUGGUUACUCAGGAUUGAGUAUUCUUGAUUUAAACGCAGCUUGGUGCAGUACUUGCAAAAGAUUAAGCAGAAAAUUACCAGCUUUAGCUGAAGACACUCCAAAUACUAGAUUCAUCAAAAUUGACAUUGAUGACAAUCCAGAAAUCAAAGUCUACUUCGGAGUUGACGCAAUUCCAUCAUUGAAAUUUUUAAAGGGUGAAUCCAAGUUACAGGCAUUAGACAGUUACAUUGGUGAUAAUAUUGAUAUUAUUAAGGGAAAAAUUUCCAAACUUAAUUAG